Molecule: messenger RNA, 1973 nt
Organism: [Torrubiella] hemipterigena
Lineage: Eukaryota; Fungi; Ascomycota; Sordariomycetes; Hypocreales; Clavicipitaceae
Source: the annotation of a GenBank genome assembly
AACAGCAGCAUGUCCAGUGGGCGGCCCCCGCAGGAUUAAGAAAACGUGCACGGGCCAGAAACAGCCACGCCAACUAGUCCAGCCAAUCACAGCGCACCUUCUAAAGUGGAUGGUGGCCUAAUCUGCCUUAACGCGACCGCGACGUGCAUGCACCCCUCGAGCUUGGUUGCGAAAGCGUCGCAUCUCCGAUUUCCAUCUCCCACAGUAACUUAGCAGCUUGCUUUCAACACCACCGCUACCACUUCCACUACAUUUUCGACAUCUUCACCCACUCCUCCCAACUCAGCCGCCAUGUCCUCCUUCAUGUUCCGCCGCACUGCUGCCGCCUCCUUUGGCGCUGCCCGCGCCUUCAGCACCUCCUCCCCUCGCUCCAUUGCCCGCAUGUCCAUCAUCGGCAACCUUGCUGACACCCCCGAGGUUGUCACCACCGGCAGCGGCCGCGAGAUCAUCAAGUACGCCGUCGCCAGCAACAGCGGCCCCCGCGAUAACCGCCAGACCAGCUGGUUCCGCGUCACUGCUUUCCUCGAGGGCGGUCGCCGCGACUACCUCCUCACUCUUCCCAAGGGCGCUACCGUCUUCGUCGAGGGUGAUGCUACCCUCAGCUCCUACGAGGAUGCCAAUGGCACCAGCCGCACUGCCCUCAACAUUGUCCAGCGCAACAUUGAGGUCAUCCGCCGUCCCCAGAACCAGGAGUCCCAACAGUAAGCGGGGCAUCUUUCACGACCUGGUCUCUUUGCAAGAAGAGGUCUUUCCUCUCCGCUCCCGAAUGUAAUAGAAUAUAAUACGACAAAAAAAGACACUACAAUACCAAUCAUGCUGCGCGUGAUGGACCGCAGCGUUGUAUAGCUUCGUUUGUACACGAGUACGCAGAGGCGGAAGCUGAUGCGCUGUCAAUACAUAAUAUUUGCUCCAUCUAGUAUCGCUCGACUCUGAACUGUCUAUAUGCGUGUAAUGUGUCCGGAAAUAUAAAGAAGGGAGGCGAAAGCACACUUUAAACCAAAUAGCAGCUAUCCAUGCACCCGUAACCAGCUGCGACGCCACCCUCCUCGCUCUUGUCACCCUUGGUACGCAACAGAUAUCCGGCUGUUUCAUUGCGAAGAAUCUUACCGCUGGCCUGAUCCCACAAGCAUGUGCCGUAGACGCCCAACUCGCAGAUAACACCGCCCUUCUCGAUAUUGCCAUUGCGAAGAAUGAGGUUGGAUACGGGCGGUGGUGUGAUGAGCUCCAUUAGAAUGUAUGAACCCCAGUGCUCUUCUGGCACGGAGGCCAAAUAACCCGGGAUAGCACCACGGUAAAUGUUGUUGCCGCCUCCUUCUCUCUGGGGUUUUAGUACAUAGGCUGCCGCCGUUGCCGGGUCCAAUGCCAGCUUCCUUGCUGUCAGGCCAGCGGCAGAUGUAUCCAUAGGAUAUAUGUUGGUAAAUGUCUGGCUUAGUGCUGCUGCCUCUGCUGUAUCGGCCUUGAUAAAGGCACUGAGAGCCGAGGAUGUGGAGCCGGUAGACGGGGUAGCCAGUACCUGCUGCACCUUUUUCGUUCCAGCCAGUUGGGUCAGCACUGUAGGGCAUUUGAUAGCCGCCGAACGCUCAAGCUGUAGUCUGGCAUCCCAAGCCGCUUCGUCAGGGUAGUCGCCUGGCCCAUAGCCAGCUCUUAGAUACACAAUGGCAACUUCAAAUGUCUUGUUGCGGUUGCGCGGAAGAUGGUAGAGAAGCUGGCGCUUAGCAGUAUCAGCGAUCGAUGUAUGCUUGAGAAAAUCGCCAAAGGCAAGACGAAAGACAGGGGCAGUGGGUGAUGUCUUUGCGAUUUGAUAUUCGAGAUGGCGCUGAUCGAAUACGUUGCGCUCUCCACUUUGCACUACGAACAAGAUGCAUUUAGAAUGACCAAGAUCAGACUCCGGAUAUGCGUGAUAGGCCGCCUCAAUACCAGCCGCAAGGCCUUCAGUACUGGUGUUCUCGGGCAGGUCCAUGGUGUUGGCUUGU